Messenger RNA from Fragaria vesca subsp. vesca, 2220 nucleotides. RefSeq names its product pentatricopeptide repeat-containing protein At4g02750-like. Gene Ontology annotation, biological process: RNA modification. Gene Ontology annotation, molecular function: protein binding; RNA binding. Bases 1 to 2220 code for a protein of 739 amino acids. The record is from RefSeq and is a predicted model, not a curated record. Lineage: Eukaryota; Viridiplantae; Streptophyta; Magnoliopsida; Rosales; Rosaceae. The transcript has a single exon.
AUGAAGCUGAGGUCAAUAGGUGAAAAGGGUACCCAAGUUUUUCACCAAAACCUGAAGAUUACCCAGUUGGGGAAGUUGGGUCGAAUCGAUGAAGCAAUCAAAGUUUUCUCACAGAUGACACAAAGGAACACUGUCACAUACAACUCUAUGAUCUCUGCAUAUGCUAAAAAUGGUAGAGUUGGUAAUGCACGUCAGCUGUUCGAUGAAAUGCCUCACAGAAACUUGGUUUCUUGGAACACUAUGAUUUCUGGGUACCUGCAUAACAAUGAGGUCGAAGAAGCUUAUGGGAUUUUUGUCAGAAUGCCGGAAAGGGAUAUGUUCUCGUGGACUUUGAUGAUUACUUGCUACACAAGGAACGGUGAGCUUGAGAGAGCUAGAGAGCUGUUUGAUUUGCUUCCGGAUAAGCGUGACGCGGCUUGUUGGAAUGCCAUGAUUGCAGGGUAUUCGAAGAAGGGGAGGUUUGAUGAGGCGAAGAGAAUGUUUGAUGAAAUGCCGGUGAAGAAUUUGGUUUCUUGUAAUUCAAUGCUUGCAGGGUAUACUAAGAAUGGGGAAAUGUGUUUGGGGUUGAGGUUUUUUCAGGAGAUGCCUCAGAGGAAUGUGGUUUCGUGGAAUUUGGUGUUGGAUGGGUUCGUUCAGGUUGGUGAUUUGGGUUCUGCUUGGCGGUAUUUUGAGAAAAUUCCAGACCCCAAUGUGGUUUCGUGGGUUACAAUGUUGUGUGGGUUUGCGCGGAAUGGGAAAAUUGCGCAGGCUGAGGGUCUGUUUGAGCAGAUGCCAAGUAGAAAUGUGGUUGCUUGGAAUGCAAUGCUUGCGGCCUAUGUUCAAGACCAGCAAGUUGACAAGGCUGUCAAAAUAUUCAGGGAUAUGCCAGAGAUGGAUUCGGUGUCAUGGACUACAAUGAUCAAUGGCUAUGUUCGCGCUGGCAAGCUUGAGGAAGCAAGGGAAUUGCUAAACCGGAUGCCAUACAAGAACAUCGGAGCACAAACAGCAAUGAUAUCUGGGUAUGCUCAUAAUGGAAGGAUGGAUGAAGCAAGUCAGAUCUUCAAUCAGAUUGCUAUUCGUGAUGCUGUUUGUUGGAACACAAUGAUUGCCGGCUAUGCUCAGUGUGGCAGAAUGGUUGAAGCUCUAUCUCUUUUCAGAAAAAUGACUAACAAGGAUGCCGUUUCUUGGAAUACUAUGAUAACUGGUUAUGCUCAAGUAGGGGAGAUGGAUAAAGCACUGCAAAUCUUCGAGCAGAUGGGUGAGAAGAACACAGUUUCUUGGAAUUCUCUAAUAACAGGUUAUGUGCAGAACGGGUUAUAUCUGGAUGCACUCGAGAGUACUGUGGUCAUGGGACGGGAAGGAAAGAGGCCCGAUCAGUCAACUUUUUCAAGUGGUUUGAGUGCAUGUGCUAAUCUUGCAGCUUUGCAAGUGGGAAGGCAACUUCACCAUUUGGUUGUGAAGACUGGCUAUCUAAAUGAUUUGUUUGUCAGCAAUGCCUUGAUUAGUAUGUAUGCUAAAUGUGGAAUGGUUGUGAGUGCUAAACAAGUGUUCAAAGAUAUCAAUCAUGGUGAUAUUGUUUCUUGGAAUUCUUUGAUAUCUGGGUAUGCUCUAAACGGGUAUGGUGAAGAGGCAGUAGAACUCUUUGAAGAAAUGCAAAUAGAAGGGUUGAAUCCAGAUCAACUGACCUUUGUUGGAGUGUUGUCUGCAUGCAGUCACAGUGGGCUAGUUGAUCGGGGAUUAGAAGUGUUUAAGAGCAUGACUGAAGUUCACCUUAUUGAACCUCUAGCCGAACACUAUGCUUGCAUGGUAGACUUGCUUGGCCGUGCAGGGAGGUUAGAGGAAGCUUUUGAAAUGGUGAGGGAUAUGAAGAUCAAGGCAACCGCCAGAGUGUGGGGUGCAUUGCUUGGAGCUUCCAGGAUACACCGGAAUCUAAAAUUUGGAAAGUAUGCUACCAAAAAGCUUUUAGAACUUGAACCUGAUAAAACUUCAAAUUAUGUUCUCUUGUCAAACAUGAAUGCUGAGGCAGGCAGAUGGGAUGAGGUUGAGAGAGUCAGGGUGUUGAUGAAAGAAAGUGACACGGACAAGCAACCCGGCUGCAGUUGGAUUGAAGUCAGAAAUCAGGUGCAUGCUUUUCUCUUUGAUGAUCCUGUGCAACCUAGAACAGAAGAGAUAUGCAGUGUGUUGAAGUCUUCAGCCACAGAGAUGAUGAACACAAGUUCCUUCAUGACUCCUUACAACUGA